AUGGCGGAUGUGGAUAUUGAUGUUCGUGCGGCUGAGUUAGGGAUCGAUUGGUCUCAGGUUAAUCUAGAUUCAAUCCAACUUCCUCCUGGAGACGACUUUGGGAUUGUGAGUGAUGAUGAAGCUGUUUACCACGACGACCAGCUAGAAUUCGACACUGGGUUCGGUAAUAUAAUCGUGAUCGAUAACCUCCCUGUUGUUGCCAAGGAGAAGUUUGAGAAACUAGAAGGUGUUGUGAGGAAGAUUUACAACCAGUUAGGUGUAAUCAAGGAGAAUGGACUGUGGAUGCCCGUUGAUCCCGUGACCGAGAAGUCAUUGGGAUACUGUUUCGUCGAGUUCAAUAACCCUCAGGAAGCUCAAAACGCUAGGGAAAAGAGUCAUGGCUACAAGUUGGAUAAGUCCCAUAUCUUUGCCGUGAACAUGUUCGAUGAUUUCGACAGGUUGAUGAGUGUGAAGGAGGAGUGGGAGGCACCUCAAACCAAGCCUUAUGUGCCUGGGUCUUUUGAGGUGAUUGUUCUCGUUAGUUAUAACUUAGACCUACGUUUUCAGGAAAAUUUGCAAAAGUGGCUUACUGAUGAAAAAGCCCGGGAUCAGCUGGUCAUUCGUUCUGGCCCUGACACUGAAGUCUUAUGGAAUGAUGCUAGGCACAAGAAGCCUGAACCUGUUCAUAAGCGUCCUUAUUGGACAGAGAGCUAUGUGCAGUGGUCUCCUCUCGGUACAUACCUUGUGACACUUCACAAGCAGGGGGCAGCUGUUUGGGGCGGUGCUGAUACCUUCACCCGUCUCAUGCGUUAUCAACAUAAUAAUGUAAAACUAGUUGAUUUCUCACCAGGGGAGAAAUACCUGGUAACUUACCAUAGCCAGGAGCCAAGUAACCCGCGUGAUACAAGUGUAGUAGAGAUAAAGGUCUUUGAUGUGAGAACCGGGAGGAUGAUGAGAGACUUCAAGGGUAGUGCUAAUGAGUUUUCAAUUGGAGGACCUGGUGGUGUUGCUGGCGCCUCUUGGCCUAUUUUCAGAUGGGCUGGAGGAAAAGACGAUAAAUACUUUGCCAAGCUCAGCAGAAACACUAUCUCUGUCUAUGAGACUGAGACUUUCAGCUUAAUAGACAAGAAAUCCAUGAAGGUUGAUAAUGUUGUCGACAUCUCUUGGUCUCCUACUGAUUCCAUCCUCUCACUGUUUGUUCCUGAACAAGGCGGUGGGAACCAGCCUGCCAAGGUCGCUCUUGUGCAAAUCCCUAGCAAGGUGGAGCUGAGGCAGAAGAAUCUCUUCAGUGUGAGUGACUGCAAGAUGUAUUGGCAGAGUAGCGGAGAGUAUCUCGCUGUCAAGGUCAAUCGAUACACGAAAACAAAGAAGAGCACAUACUCUGGAUUCGAGCUUUUCCGCAUCAAAGAAAGGGACAUUCCCAUCGAGGUUCUUGAGCUGGACAACAAGAACGACAAGAUCAUUGCCUUCGCGUGGGAGCCUAAGGGUCACAGGUUCGCUGUGAUUCACGGUGACCAACCAAGACCAGAUGUCAGUUUCUACUCGAUGAAGACCGCACAGAACAGUGGAAGGGUUUCGAAGCUCGGUACUCUGAAGGCCAAACAAGCCAAUGCCCUCUUCUGGUCUCCCACUGGCAAAUACAUAAUCCUUGCUGGGUUAAAGGGUUUCAAUGGCCAGCUCGAAUUCUUCAACGUCGAUGAGCUCGAGACAAUGGCUACAGCUGAACACUUCAUGGCCACAGACAUCGAAUGGGACCCUACCGGAAGGUACGUUGCAACCGCAGUGACAUCAGUCCAUGAGAUGGAAAAUGGUUUCAGCAUCUGGUCUUUCAACGGAACUUUGCUUUACCGGAUACUAAAGGAUCAUUUCUUCCAGUUGGCAUGGCGUCCAAGACCACCGUCGUUCUUGUCUCCGGAGAAGGAAGAAGAGGUGGCAAAGAAUCUAAAGAAGUAUAGCAGGAAGUAUGAAGCAGAGGAUCAGGACGUGUCGUUGCUGUUGAGUGAGCAAGACAGAGAGAAGAGGAAGGCUUUGAAGGAAGAGUGGGAGAAAUGGGUGAUGCAGUGGAAGUCUCUGCAUGAGGAAGAGAAACUCGAGAGGCAAAACCUCAGGGAUGGCGAAAUCAGUGACGAGGAAGAAGAAGUCGAGUAUGAAGCUAAAGAAGUUGAGUUUGAGGAUGUUAUUGAUGUCACUGAGGAAGUCGUCGUUUCCGACUAUGCUGAAUGA
Thlaspi arvense is the source of this 2202-nucleotide messenger RNA. NCBI's taxonomy places the organism in Eukaryota, Viridiplantae, Streptophyta, Magnoliopsida, Brassicales, Brassicaceae. The record is from the annotation of a GenBank genome assembly.